UAAAAUCCGUGCGAACCGUUUUGAAUCGUAACAUUCGUUUUGUAGCGGUGUCCCCGCUCUCCCGCACCGCGGGGAAGCUUACACGCGUGGGGAGGGGGUCAUUUUAAAGAUUUCGGUCCCGCUAGGGGGACAGCGGGCUUUCCUGUGUGUUUUGUAAAGACAGAGGGUGACCUAGCGGCGUGUUUUGUCCUCCUUCGGGCUCGAUGUCUUUAAAUCGCGCUCCCGGCACUGGAAGGAGGCGUUGAUUGCGGAGCGCAGAUUUCGGCAUUGACACCCCACGUGUAGCCUGUUCAGCCCAGCUUCUAAAUAUAGACAUUACCAUCGUGUUGCCAGCGCUAUAUAUAGUCUGACAAGUGGAUAUAUACGCGCAUGAUCGGGGAUCCGUGCUCGUUGGAAAGGCGCUGCUGUGCUCGGGUUCUUCAAACCCUUUUAAAGAUGGCGUCGCCAUCCUCUGUAGUAUCCUCUCGUAUAAGGACAAUUUUACCUGUGAUUGUGCCAGCUGCAACAUUGGCGAUUGGAUGCUGGUGGUGGUAUUCUCGAAAGAAGAAGCAGAAUAAACAGACAUCAGAACUUGCUUCCCCUGCAGACCAUGUGCAGGCGGAUUGUGCUCCCCUGGAAUCUAUUUCUGGGCCACAGCUUGCACAGCAGAGAGUAACAUACCAACACGGCAAAAGCAAUGUGCUCGAUGACUUGUAUGCGGUGCGCGAUGACUUGUACGCGGUGCACCAGACUGACUUGUGUGUCUCUGAUUUAAACAACUCAUGGGACAGUGCUGGAAAUGAACCAAAAACUACAGAUGUUAAGUGUAACAACUUGCAGGUACCUUUGUGUCACUUGCUGGUAAAUUCUGAAGAAGAUGUUGGCUUGUUGAUAGAUCAGUCAGAAGACUUGGAAGGCAGAUUAAUAAAAACCAUUGAUUCUGUUGUCCAUAGCCCACCAGAUAACCCUCUUGUAGUAGGGGGAACAGAUCAGGAUUCACCGGACAUUAUCACAGUCAUAGAUAACCAGCCAGCUGACCCUGAAAUCUGUGCUAUCGAAGAACUAUUCCACAGUGAAGUGCCUGAGCUUCAUCCGCAAACAGAGCUCCCUGAAUCGCCUGCGACUGAAGGGCCAGAGCCCUGUGCUGAGUUACUGCAGAUAGCUGAAUCUGCAUAUAUGAAGUCCUCCUCCGUGAGAGACGAUAAGUGUGAUGAUUUUUUUGUGGCUUUUUCACAAUGUUUGGAUAAAAGAGAAGAAUCUGCCAUGUUAUCAAACUCUGUAGAUGAAGGCAACACUAGACCAAUUUUUGGAGACUAUGAAGCAAGAAUUGUUGAACAGCUUGCUAUUGACAUAAUAUCUAAAGUGAUUGUUGCAGCUAAACAGGAGAUUCUAGAUCACUCACUGUGCCAGCCAGUUGAUGUAGAGUUAGCCUAUGUAAUGGAUCAAGAAUGUGUGUUAGAGCAGGGGCAAGAACACGGAGUUCAUCAGAAUGUAAUUUGUUCCAAUGAAGAAAGUGACAGUUUUUCAUCAAAUUCCGCUUGUGAGUUUACACAAACAGAACACCACCAAACAGAUGACUUAAUAGUAGAGAAAGAAAGCAAAACAUCUGGCGUGGAGCAAUUCAGUGAAGAUAUUCUGGAAGAGGCUGUACAUGGGAUACAGAUGGAGCAAAAUAUUAGCCCAGUCAAUAGAAAUACAGAUUCCUUUGAAAGCCGCCCAGUCCGUAGAUAUACAGAUUCUUUUGAUGAAGGCCAAACUGCUAUCGACGAUUCAAGUAUGAGUGCCUGCACAUCAGAGGAUGGGAUUUGCAUGGACGAGCAACUGCAGAGUACAGUUCUGUCAAGUCUUGGGAUUGGAUCACCUGAUUCUUUGAGUACCUCUGGCAUUGAUGUGUCAAGAGAUCAAAUUAGUGUACGAAGAAAGAAAAAGAAAAAGGCUAGAGCAGCAAAUAGAAAGAACUUGGCUCUAACCAAUGGACAUGCAGAGGAUACUUCCCUUGACAUAAAGGGCGAAGUGACCAGUACUUCAGAAACAGAGGUUGAUCAUUCUGUUGGGUCCGAAGUGAACAGCAUGGAUUCUACUGAUAAUGGUUGUGUCAUGGAGAAAACUGAACAUACCGAGAAUAACAAACCGCAAACCGACCAGAAAAAUGUACAACUCGUUGUCUGGGAAAUUGAGGUUCCUAAGCAUUUGGUUGGAAGACUGAUAGGAAAACAAGGAAGAUUUGUGAGCUACCUAAAGGCGACUUCUGGUGCCAAAAUAUAUAUAACAACUUUGCCUUUCACACAAGAGUUCCAGCUGUGUCACAUUGAAGGUUCUCCAGAGGAAGUUGAUGUCGCCCUUUCUAUAAUUGGCAACAAAUUUAAAGACUUGGACCUAAGAAACUAUUAUCAACCAAGUUUAUUGCAGAGGCCUGUUACUCUUCCCGCCACAUCCUGGCUGGUUCUCCCAGAAGGUGUAACAGUCGAUGUACUUGUAUCAAAUGUAUCCAGUCCCAAUCAUCUUUUCAUCCAGCAGCAUACCCAUCCAACGUUUCAUGCUCUUUCUACUUUGCAUCAGCAAAUGUACUUGUGCUACUCUGAACCAGGGAUUCCAAACUUGCCAAUGCCAGUAGAAGUUGGCACACUUUGUGCUGCACCUAAUGAGCAAAGUGAAUGGUCCAGGGCACAUGUUGUGGCCUACUACCCCGAUACUGAAGAAGUAGCCAUCCGUUAUGUGGAUUAUGGAGGAUAUAAGAAAGUUAAAAUCGAGACUCUCCGGCAGAUUAGGUCGGAUUUUGUCAUGUUACCUUUCCAAGGUACAGAAGUCUUCCUGGACAAUGUUGUCCCUAUUGAUGGAGACAAUAAUGACGAAGCGGUUGCAGCAGUUGCACGGAUUCUUACUGGUGCAGCAUUUUACGCACAGGUCACAGGAUUUGACUUUGCCACAGGCAUUCAAAAGAUCCAGUUAUGGGGCAUGUUGGGUGAGGAGGUUGUGUCCAUCAACAACUUCAUUGUGGAAAGUGGCUAUGCUUGCUGGCAACAUAACUACUAACUCGCCUGCUAGUCAAUCUUUUUCCUGAGCUUGACUCUGUCAGCUCUGUUUAAGUGACCUGUGAAACCACUUCUUAUACUUUUUGAAUAAAAAGCCAUAUUAACUUAAAAAGCUUUUCAACUUUUUUAGUGUCUCUGUUAAUAUAUUGUAAAUAUAAUAAGUAAAACAACCUAAACUAAAAUAUUUUAUAUCUGCAUACUGGUUAUGGAAAGGGAACCUAAACUAUUUCCACAUGAUUUUGUCAACUUUUGCUAAAUGAAUGAUCUUGUCGCGCAAAACUUAUUGUGCAUUUAAUAAAAUCUGUGCAUAAACGUGUGGUGUAUUUAGACAUGAUGUUACUGUCCUCAAUUGUUUGCUACUUGGCUGUACAGAUGUAAAAAGUGACAAAAUUGAAACGAUUAUGGAAUUUGUGUGCUUUUUUUUAUUUCAUGAAAAAUGACUUUUUAAACAUGAUAAAGUAAUAUAAAUCCACUGGAAAUUUAUUGUAAAUGCAUAUUUUUUUUUUUUUGUUUUGGAACCUGUGGUGGUGAGUGGGAGAAAAAAAAAUAAAUGGAUAAAUAAAGCACUGAGAUGGAAGCAUUAAAACGAAA
Molecule: messenger RNA, 3602 nt
Organism: Spea bombifrons (plains spadefoot toad)
Lineage: Eukaryota; Metazoa; Chordata; Amphibia; Anura; Pelobatidae
Gene: AKAP1
Product: A-kinase anchoring protein 1
Exons: 11
Coding region: 370-3012 (880 amino acids)
Molecular function (GO): RNA binding
Source: RefSeq, a predicted model, not a curated record